GUUUCUGUCAUGGCCAAGUUAUUUGAGUCCAUUGGGAAGUUGGGGCUCGCCCUUGCCAUCGGUGGAGGUGUUGUCAACUCUGCCCUCUUCAAUGUCGAUGCAGGGCACCGGGCUGUAAUAUUUGACAGGUUCCGAGGAGUUCAGGAGGCUGUCGUUGGCGAAGGAACCCAUUUCCUGAUUCCCUGGGUCCAGAAGCCCAUCAUCUUUGAUUGUCGCUCCCGUCCACGCAAUGUGCCCGUCAUCACAGGCAGCAAAGAUCUGCAGAAUGUUAACAUCACGCUGCGUAUCCUGUUCCGCCCGGUGACGGGUCAGCUGCCCCGCAUCUUCACCAGUAUUGGUGAGGACUAUGACGAGAGGGUGCUCCCAUCCAUCACCACAGAGGUCUUAAAAGCCGUAGUGGCGAGGUUCGAUGCUGGCGAGCUCAUCACCCAGAGAGAGCUCGUGUCUCGGCAGGUCAGUGAGGACCUCACAGAGAGGGCGUCCACCUUCGGUCUCAUCCUGGAUGAUGUUUCGCUGACACACUUGACCUUCGGCAAGGAAUUCACAGAAGCCGUUGAAAUGAAACAGGUGGCCCAGCAGGAGGCUGAGAGAGCCCGCUUUGUUGUGGAAAAGGCGGAGCAACAGAAGCAGGCCUCCAUCAUCUCAGCAGAGGGAGACUCUCAGGCCGCGCUGCUCAUUGCCAACUCUCUGAUGGAUGCUGGGGACGGCUUGGUGGAGCUGCGUAAGCUGGAGGCGGCGGAGGACAUCGCCUUCCAGCUGUCGCGCUCCCGCAACGUCACCUACCUGCCCUCCGGACAGGGCACGCUGCUCCAGCUGCCCCAGUGA
Menidia menidia (Atlantic silverside) is the source of this 825-nucleotide messenger RNA. The record is from the annotation of a GenBank genome assembly. Lineage: Eukaryota; Metazoa; Chordata; Actinopteri; Atheriniformes; Atherinopsidae.